UGCACGCUGGGGGGGUUUGAGGAGCUGCAGAGCAUGAAGGCAGAGAAGAGGGAGCUGCUGGGGCUGCCCCCCCUGCCCGAGGACAGCAUCCAGGUGAUCCGCAGCAUGCGCGCCGCCUCCCCGCCCGCCUCCGCCUCCGACCUCAUCGAGCAGCAGCAGAAACGAGGCCGGAGGGAUCACAAGGCCCUGAUCAAGCAGGACAACCUGGACGCCUUCAACGAGAGGGAUCCCUACAAAGCCGACGACUCCCGCGAGGAAGAGGAGGAGAACGAUGAUGACAACAGCCUGGAGGGAGAGACCUUCCCCCUGGAACGGGAUGAAGUGAUGCCCCCACCCAUCCAGCACCCCCCUAGUGACCGUAUCACCUGCCCCAAGGGGCUGCCCUGGGCCCCCAAGGUCCGGGAGAAGGACAUUGAGAUGUUCCUGGAGUCCAGCCGCAGCAAGUUCAUCGGCUAUCUUCUCUCCAGUGACACCAACACCGUGGUGGGUUUGCCAAGGCCCAUCCAUGAGAGCAUCCGUACCCUGAAGCAGCACAAGUACACGUCCAUCGCCGAGGUUCAGGUGCACAUGGAGGACGAGUACCUGCGCUCCCCCUUCUCUGGGGGGGAAGAAGAAGUGGAGCAAGUUCCUGCAGAGAUCCUGUACCAGGGCCUCCUGCCCAGCCUGCCACAGUACAUGAUCGCUCUGCUGAAGAUCCUCCUCGCCGCAGCCCCCACCUCCAAAGCCAAGACUGACUCCAUCAACAUCCUGGCAGAUGUCCUGCCCGAGGAGAUGCCGACCACGGUGCUGCAGAGCAUGAAGCUGGGGGUGGAUGUCAAUCGGCACAAGGAGAUCAUCGUCAAGGCCAUUUCGGCCGUGCUCCUGCUCCUGCUCAAGCACUUCAAGCUCAAUCACAUCUACCAGUUUGAGUACAUGGCCCAGCACCUGGUCUUCGCCAACUGCAUCCCGCUCAUCCUGAAGUUCUUCAACCAGAACAUCAUGUCCUACAUCACUGCCAAGAACAGCAUUUCUGUCCUGGACUACCCGUACUGCGUGGUGCACGAGCUGCCCGAGCUGACAGCAGAGAGCCUG
This is a messenger RNA of Merops nubicus (carmine bee-eater), 1071 nucleotides long. Its product is annotated as striatin-interacting protein 1. Gene Ontology annotation, cellular component: cytosol. The annotation marks the transcript as partial. Gene Ontology annotation, biological process: cytoskeleton organization. The transcript is spliced from 10 exons. The record is from RefSeq and is a predicted model, not a curated record. Lineage: Eukaryota; Metazoa; Chordata; Aves; Coraciiformes; Meropidae.